Molecule: messenger RNA, 1576 nt
Organism: Ruditapes philippinarum (Manila clam)
Lineage: Eukaryota; Metazoa; Mollusca; Bivalvia; Venerida; Veneridae
Exons: 4
Coding region: 524-853 (109 amino acids)
Source: RefSeq, a predicted model, not a curated record
CAACACAGCAAGUAUUACAUCUCAGAUCUGAUAAAACUACUGCCCUCUUAUCUAGUAAUCUAUGAAUGGGGGUUAAUAGUUUACUCAUGCUGACCAGAAUGUUCCAUUUGAUUAUUUUGGGAGAGGCAACAUUAUACAUGUUUUUAUGUAGAAUUUGUCUUAAAAUAGCAUGCUAAAUUAUCUUUCAAAAGCUUAUUUCUACUCAAUCUAUUUAGGUAUUAGAUAUAGUUAUACAUUCAAAUGAAUGUAAAAAAUAAAAUGAUGGGUGCUUGGUUUUUGGAAAAUCCCUCACAAUUUAAAAUUAUAAUGGACUGGCCAUGCAGUUACACCGUUGUAAAGUUUGAAUUCAAAGGAAUUGAGGUCAGUUAAAGCUUGCAAACACAAAGGAAAUUAUUGAUAUUGUAGCAAUUCUGGAGAUAUUUUGUUUAAAAUGUAAGGGUGCAUAUUUUUGAUUUCUCAAAGAAAACAUUUAAAGUCUUAUUAGUGUGGUAAUUAGAAAUGAGAAGUUUUAACUGAAGUGUGAAUGUGUAGACAAGAAGAUAAACAGCAGAAUCAUUCCCAGUCAAAGUUUCAGACACAAAGCAAUGAGGAGCAGCCUGGAGCAACACAUUUGAUCUUCAGUGGCUUUACAAAGGACCAAGUGAUGGCAGAACUGAAGCCAUAUGCCUCAAAAGAGAAAGGUACAGCAAAGCUCUUCAGAAUGCUAUUCAAUAUAGAAGAGAUUAAAGGCCGCUCAUUGUUUAGUAUGAGGAAAGGGAACAAAGAGUCUGACGCCAGACCUUCUUGUGCAGACAAGGCAAAAGUUCUUGGAAGAUUGUGCGCUCGAAAAGUUGCCGACAACCUAAAGGACUGAACUCAAACUGUCCAGGAAUAGCAAGAUAAACUGAAGAAAAUAAAUGGACUAAUGUUUUGCUAUUUUUUGAGACAAUAUAUGAUUUCAUAUGGAAACAUUAAAAAGGAUUAUUUUGAAAAUUUGUUUGUUUCCGAUUUAGGGUACAGGGUGACUUUCAAGCAGUUUCCAGCUAUUGCCACCCACAAGGUGGAAAAUUUCUGAAAGGGUGAAAAUAGGUGGCAUUUAGUGGAAACUGAAUUUGCCACUAUCUGGUGGCAAAAUGGUGGAAAAGUGUCUAAAUACUCCACCAAUUUUCCACCCUUAUGGUGGCAAAAGGUGGAAAUAAGUGGCAUUUGGUGGAAAAUAAGUUUGCCACUCAAUGGUGGCAUAAUGGUGGAAAUUCGUCUAAAUACUCCACCAAUUUUCCACCAUUAUGGUGGCAAUAAGUGGAAACAAGUGGCAUCUAGUGGAAAAUGAGUUUGCCACCCAAAGGUGGCAUAAUGGUGGCAUUAUGGUGAAAGUUUGUCUAAAUACUCCACCAAUUUUCCACUCAUUGGUGGCAUUUAGUGUAAAAAAGGUGGAAUUAACUGGAAAAUUAUAUAACAUCAGUCCUGCUCAAAUUUUUCACCAUUUUCAUGAUUUGGGUGGCGUUUUGGUGGCGUUUUGGUGGCAUUAUUGGUGGAAAAUUGUCUAAAUACUCCACCAUUGAAAAGGGUGGCAUUUUAGUGGCAAAUCUAGGGACGG